Messenger RNA from Drosophila bipectinata, 1680 nucleotides. Its product is annotated as larval cuticle protein A2B. Gene Ontology annotation, cellular component: extracellular matrix. The record is from RefSeq and is a predicted model, not a curated record. Lineage: Eukaryota; Metazoa; Arthropoda; Insecta; Diptera; Drosophilidae.
CCAGAAGCGACAUCAUUCAGCUUCCACUCUUUCUGCAAAGAACAACCCAAAAACCCAACUAAGCUAAAAUGGCAUUCAAGUUUGUGUUCGCUCUUGCCUUCGUUGCCGUGGCCAGCGCCGGCUACGCCCCAAUUGCCCCCCAGGUGUACCACGCCGCCCCUGCUGUGGCCGCCUAUGCCGCUCCCGUGGCUGUGGCCCAGAAGGUCGUUGUCAAGGCCGCUGAGGAGUACGAUCCCCAUCCCCAGUACCGUUUCUCCUAUGGAGUCGAUGACAAGCUGACUGGCGACAACAAGGGACAGGUGGAGGAGCGUGAUGGCGAUGUGGUCCGCGGCGAGUACUCCCUGAUCGAUGCCGAUGGCUACAAGAGGACCGUCCAGUACACCGCCGACCCCAUCAACGGAUUCAACGCCGUCGUGAACCGUGAACCCCUCGUCAAGGCCGUCGCUGUUGCCCCCGUUGUCAAGACCAUUGCUCCCGUUGCCUAUGCCGCUCCUGCCCACUACGCUGCCCCUGCUGUGGUCAAGACCGUGGCUCCAGUUGCCCACUACGCCGCUCCUGCUGUCGUGAAGACUGUGGCUCCCGCUGUCCACUACGCCGCUCCUGCCCACUACGCUGCCCCCGCCGUGGUCAAGACUGUGGCUCCCGUCGCCCACUAUGCUGCCCCCGCUGCCUACACCUCGUACGCCGCCCCCGCUGUUGCCUACCACCACUCGGCUGUUGAAAUUAUUAUUCAAACCACGCACUCCACAGAAGGAGGACAAAGUCUCGGCUUCUUUCGCUCCGUAAUUUACGCACCAACCUCAAGCAUUUGCCAAAUGGCUUUCAAGCUGAUUGCUGUAGUCUCCUGCCUCCUGGCGGCCGCCUCCGCGGGACUUAUCCCUCUGGAGCAGCACGAGCAGUACCAGGCACACCAGCCGCAGCAUGUGAUCUACCAGAAGCCCCACGACAUCCACGGCCAUGCCCAUGCCCACGAGGUGUACCCCGAUGACCCACAUCCCAAGUACAACUUCGCCUACGAUGUGCAGGACGCCCUCUCCGGAGACUCCAAGAGCCAGGUGGAGUCCCGCGACGGGGAUGUGGUUCAAGGCGAGUACUCUCUGGAUGAUGCCGAUGGUUUCCGCAGGACUGUGAAGUACACCGCCGAUUCCGUUAACGGUUUCAAUGCCGUCGUCCACCGUGAGCCACUGGCCCAUGUGCACCACAAGGUGGUGGCCGCUGCCCCAGUGCAGUACCAUCAUGCUCCUGCUCCCGCCCCCGCUGCCGUGAUCAAGACCUACGCUGCUCCUUCUCAUGCUCCUGCUUAUGUGGCUCCUGCCUACACUGCCGCCACCCCAGCCUACACUGCUCCUGCCUACACCGCCCAUUACGAGCACCAGCCGGAACAGCAUCAGCCUGAGCCAGAGCACCAGCAACACCACUACGCCAGCUACGAGUCUCCCGCCCACUCUCAGGCCGCCCAUGAAGGUCACGAGUACUACCACCACCAGUAAAGACCAUCCAGGGACUCUCCAUGCUACAGAUCUUCAGACAAGCGACAGUAUUAGCCGCAUUCCCUUCAUCCUGAAACCUAAUUCAGAACAUCUUCUUAGAUCUAAGUUUUGUUAAGUUUUAUCUUUAAUGUAAAUAUUUCCAAUAUACUUUCUACAUGACUAUUAUUUGAAAUAAUAAUGGAUUUAUAAU